AUGGGUUACUAUAGCAUAUUAAAUUACUAUUGUAAGAAAAUAUACCUUGUCGGAUCAGGGAAUUUCUGGGAUGAUUACCGCGAAAUAGGAGAUGACAGAAGUAUUGUAUAUAGAGUGUAUAGUACUGUCCUUUUUUCCAUUUAUGCGUUCGUGACUAUAUUAGAAAUAAUGGCGGCCAUGUUUGGAGAUUUUUCCGAAGACGAAGCGAGCGAUGCGGUGACAUUCGCAGUGAGUCACACUAUAGUGAUGAUAAAGCUGAUAUCAGUGAUCUAUAAUAAGCAGUUGGUGAGGUCAAUGAACCAGGACAUGGCAAAAGCAUGUGAAAAACAUGAAGACAAUGCACUGAUUUCGGAGACGUACAGAUCCGUAAAAAUAAAUGCUUUCGGCUAUUUCUCUGCUGUUUAUGGCUGUGCUGCUUGCUUUUGUUUUGAAGGUUACAGGAAAAUGAGAGCAGGGUCGCAUUUUGUGACAGUAGUCACGUACUACCCAAGCUCUGAGGAUGAUUCCUCAUUAGCAAAUUUAUUCAGAAUAUUCACCACCGUUGUCUUAUUCCUCAUGUUGAUGACUAUGUUUGUUACCGUGGAUUCCUUCACUAUGGCAUACCUGAUCAUGUUGAAAUAUAAAUAUAUAACUUUGAGACGCUUUUUUGAGAAGUUAAGGCAAGAAUUUGACAAAAUUAAUGAGACUGGUAAUACGAGGUUGGCGGCGGAGAAGUUAGCAAAUGGACUUGUCGAAGGCAUUACAAUGCAUCAAGAACUUUUGAAGCUGGGAAAAAAUAUUGAUCAGGCAUUUGGUACGGUGAUAGCGUUGCAACUUUGCCAAAGUUCAGGUUCGGCAGUAUCUCUUUUGCUACAAAUUGCCCUUUCAGACCAGCUGACUUUCGUCGCGAGCUUGAAGAUAAUUUUAUUUGUUCUUGGAUUAUCUUUUUUAUUGGCCCUAUUUCUUUGUAAUACUGGUGAAAUAACCUAUCAGGCGUCGUUAUUAACCGAUGCGAUAUUUUAUUGUGGUUGGCACGCCUGUCCGCCGUUACCACCACCACACCGCAACCACCAGCAGUUGGUAUUACAAGCGUGUGCGCAGGCUCUGCGGCCGCCCGUCAUGAAGGCCUUCAAAAUGGUCGAUUUGACUUAUGGAACUUUUUUGUCGGUGGUGAGAUUAACUUAUUCAGUGUUCGCUUUGUUUUAUGCGCAAAAUAAAUAA
Molecule: messenger RNA, 1200 nt
Organism: Amyelois transitella
Lineage: Eukaryota; Metazoa; Arthropoda; Insecta; Lepidoptera; Pyralidae
Exons: 6
Coding region: 1-1200 (399 amino acids)
Biological process (GO): detection of chemical stimulus involved in sensory perception of smell; sensory perception of smell
Cellular component (GO): plasma membrane
Molecular function (GO): olfactory receptor activity; odorant binding
Source: RefSeq, a predicted model, not a curated record